AAAUGGCGGCUAUACAAGAGUGAAGAAGACAUGAGCAAUCCGCAGGCUGAGAGCGUUAUUCGUAACAUUAUACAAGAGAUAUGUGCUCAGUGCAGUGGUAAAGGACAGACUAUCUCUGAAACAUUGGCAGCAUUCAUAGUCAAAGCUGCAGUCCUAGAUCCUGAAAAUGAUUUUAACGUAGACAGGACACUAACAAAAGAUGACGUUGGGAAAUUAAUAGCGAGUUGCAUUAAAAGAUUGAUGGAUUCUGGCUCGCCAUCACUAGACACUAUUAAAAUGCAGGUCCAUUUUGACAUGAAUUAUUCAACAAGAGAUGAAUUUCUUAAGGAGCAUCAUCGUGUACUAAACUCAAGACUGCAACCAGUGGUGAGAGAUAUCACUGAUGCUAGAGCUAGGGGAAGGGAUGAACUAGAGGCUUUAUAUAGGAAGAUUGUGUCUUAUGUUUUAUUAAGAUCUGGUCUUGGAUCCCCUAGUGAUAUUGGUGUUGUCAGAGAAGCUACUGCUGCAUUGCAAAGUGUUUUCCCUCAGACUGAGCUAGGAACUUUCAUGGCUCUGACUCGUGAAGACAAGGAGAAGCAGCUGAAGGAAUUAAGCUACAUAGUGACAGGAAUACGACUGUUUAAUAGAGACUGUGGUAAAGGAGGAGAAGGAAUUGAUGACUUGCCUGAGAUACUUAAAGAUGCAUUGAAAGUCACUAAUAAUAAUCUUGGAACUGAAUUAAAGAAGACUUUGAGGACAGCUUUCCACCUAACAGGUGUCAUAUUGAGUUUGUUGGAGCCUCUUCCGGCAUCACCAGAUGUACCACCUCCAUUGAAGAUGAAACAGUCCCUCAUUAAUGUCAGACAGCAUGAAUUCUUCUUAAAGAUGCUAAUGCAAGACAUUUCAGAAUGCACGCAGCAUGUGAAUGACCUUGAAACUGAAUUCCAAAUGAAAAUGCAGCAGCUACAGGAGACAGUGCAAGCUAAAACUGCCGUACCGACAGCACAAGUUUAUCCAUUGUUUAUAGCAUUGGCUCGGUUGUGGUCUGGUUUUCAAGACGAGGUUGUCCUUCUCAGUGUAUUGAGUAACAUCAUCACAUCACUCUCUCCAUUCACAUAUAAUGCUACCAGUUUGACUGAGACUGAUGAAUUUACAGCUCUUUUAAAAGAUGCCGAUAUUCUUACUGAUGAUGAAAGAAAGGAAAGAUUGUCAGGUCCUGAGCAUUGUAUUGAUCCAGAUAAGAAUCGCAGAGCUGAGUUUGUCUUCCCUGAUACACUGAGAGAUUUCGAUCAGCUCCCGAUAGAGUUUCAAGGAUUUUGCGGCUAUCAUUUAACAGUCAAUGACAGGUUCCUAGUACCUGCUGUCCCCAGUAUUGGCCUAUUGCAGUACAAGGAUCGAUUCUAUGCUUUCUCAUCUCGUGAGGCUGCUGAUGUCUUUGCUAAAUCACCCGAGCUGUAUAUUUCAGUUGCUGUUGAGUUGAGUAAGUGCUCUCCGGAGCUUAUUCAACUCUUAAACAUGAGUGUUCAUUUUUCUGUUGGUACACCAGGCAGAAAGGUUGGUCAAGAUGACAUUAUCAAGGCUCCUGUUACGAAAUGUGACAGUGGGACACAAACGGACACACACUUCAUGGAAUCUAACAUUGUCAAGUCUUAUGAAUGGAAUGAGUGGGAAUUGAGACGCAAAGCCCUCAAACUAGCUAAUCUUCGUCAAAGGCUUACACAUUCUGUUCAAACAAAUCUGAGUAAUUUCAAAAUGGAUAACUCGACUCAAGUCUACAUUCUAAAAGCUCAACUUACACAGACCAAGAGAGAGGAUGCAUCAAGUGUUCCUAAACCAGUUACUUAUAUUGCUGGUCUUAGAGGACUCCAGUCUACCUCACCAGUGAAAGUUGAUCUUACUCUACCAGUUGACACUCAUAAUAACAUUACAUCAUAAAAAUACACUUAAAAUACUUCAUUAAAUAAUACAUCAAUGAGAAUUUAUUGCUGAUUUUUUGCAUCAUGAAGUUGCAUGAUUAUAAUAGCUAAAAGUAUUAACUAGCUAUAAC
This is a messenger RNA of Amphimedon queenslandica, 2026 nucleotides long. Its product is annotated as cilia- and flagella-associated protein 206-like. The record is from RefSeq and is a predicted model, not a curated record. Gene Ontology annotation, cellular component: ciliary basal body; axoneme. NCBI's taxonomy places the organism in Eukaryota, Metazoa, Porifera, Demospongiae, Haplosclerida, Niphatidae. Gene Ontology annotation, biological process: regulation of cilium beat frequency. The transcript is spliced from 16 exons. The coding region runs from base 31 to 1914 and encodes 627 amino acids.